Messenger RNA from Alternaria triticimaculans, 474 nucleotides. RefSeq lists its product as uncharacterized. NCBI's taxonomy places the organism in Eukaryota, Fungi, Ascomycota, Dothideomycetes, Pleosporales, Pleosporaceae. The record is from RefSeq and is a predicted model, not a curated record. The transcript has 2 exons. Bases 1 to 474 code for a protein of 157 amino acids.
AUGCGAUACUCAAUUCUGCUCCCGGCUCUGUUAGCCAUACGCUCAACUCUUGCAAGACCGAGCCAACCCGAGAUCGCCAACACCACAACUCUACCCACUCACUUCGGUCUACUCACGUUUCCACACUUCCAAGCUCUCGACAUCUUCGGCCCCAUGGACGUCCUUAACUCGCUCUUCAUGUACUACCGAAACACCUCCAUUGUGCCGCGGUUUACAGUCUUCAGCAAGACCAUGGAUCCGGUGACGUCGGCUAUGACCGAUGGAGGUUUUGGUCAAGAGAUCAUGCCGGCCAUGACAUUUUCGGAGUAUCUGAACAAGCAGAAGGACCACGGUGAUGACGACAUACCCUCUGCAGGUGACAAGGGCGCAAUCGACGUCCUCAUCGUCCCUGGCGGUGGAGGGACUCGCAGAGAUAUGACGGAAGAGAUCAACUUCGUCAAGGCUACCUACCCAAGUGUAUGCAUAUUCCCCUGA